AUGUCAAAUCCAUUCCGCGCAAGAAACCUGGGCAUUCCCGCAGAUCCUCAGAAGACUGCCCCCAACCCCAACCCUCCCCAAUCCACCCCCACUAUAGCAAACGGCUACCCGGGGAAGUCAUCCAUAUCCCUCGAGCUGGAGGUAGACGAUUCCAGCUCGGACGAGAACCCAUUCAACCCAGAUCCUUCCGCCAGUGACAGCGAGGCCAGCGAACCCGCCUCACAGAGCUCAGCUCCUGGGGAUCGCCGUCAAUUCUUUGGGUCUGCUCCACUCCCUGCUCCAUCUGAUGAUGGACCCUCUACGCCAUCCUCCACGCAGCCAUCCAUAUCAGCAGACCGCUCCCAGCGCUCUCGUCGCUCCGAGGCUCAAUCCUCUCCCUCACCGGAAAGUAUCGUCCGGACGAGGGAGAAGAAGCCCCCGCCUCCGCCAAAGAGCCACCACGGGAAACGCAUCAGCCAUUCAGCUACAGCUACAGAGACGGCUGCAGCUGCCAGCGACGCCGAUACAGAUGCACACACGUACACUUCACAACCAGCCCCCCGCUCGAGAUCCUCCAACAGACUAUCCAUGCAUGGCGCCGUAUCAGAAAGGUUAACGCCCGGGUUAGCCCAUCCAAGCACGGUAUCCCUCCCCGCCGCAGCGGACUACUUUUCCGUAUCAGAGAACCAGGCCGCAAGAGCAUCAACAGACUCCCUGCAACGCAGCCACUCGCAGAAACGACCACCCACACCCCCUAUCAGCCGACGACACAGUCAAAUGCGGCGGUCGAAAUCCACUCAAUCGAAAUCCAGCCGCCUAACCAUGUCCUCGUACGACUCCGAGCGAGAUCCGGAGAGCAAUAGCUCUCUCCCUCCCAGCCCGGGGCCGGGCCUAAGCCCGAGCCUAGCGCGGUCUCUGUCCUCAAAGAGAAUCAGUAUGCCGCCGCCUACAUCCGCCGCUGAAUUCCAGGCUGCCAUUCCUACAGGCGGUGUCUCGCUCAAUCCACUAGGCUCGCCAGACUCUAGACCUCCUUCGUUGAAAGCUGGUCGCCGUGCUUCCUCUUAUGGAAGUGUUCCGUCGAAUUCUUCGUCCGGGCCUCCGCCGCCGCCACCACCGCCGAGGAGAAUGAGGGACUCGUUGCUGCGUAGUGGUGAUAGUCCGCCUGUGUCUAGGGUGCCAGAUGAUGAGAAUCAGCCUCUGCCGCGGCCUUCCAAUGCAUUGGAUAUCUUGGCUGAUUUGACCAAGCUGCAAAAGGAGGUCGAUGAUCUCAGGGGCCAUUAUGAGAAUCGUAAGGUUGAGUGA
Messenger RNA from Penicillium nucicola, 1281 nucleotides. RefSeq lists its product as uncharacterized. The transcript has 2 exons. The record is from RefSeq and is a predicted model, not a curated record. Lineage: Eukaryota; Fungi; Ascomycota; Eurotiomycetes; Eurotiales; Aspergillaceae. Bases 1 to 1281 code for a protein of 426 amino acids.